AGGUCGGACGCUCGCUUUUCUUUUGGAGAUUCACUUCUUUCCCUCCUCUCUGUCGCUUCCCCUCCAUCUGUUUGUUGUCCUUUUCUUUUCUGCUGUGGACAGACGGACGCUCUUCAUCAUCUCCACCACCUCCACAUCAUCAUCCUCCAGCUGUGGGACUGUGUGUCGGGCAGACGGCGGGAUGCUUUCCACCGGAUAGACCAACAGAAAGUUGUAGUGUGUGUGUGUGUGUGUGUUUCUGUGUGUCCUAUAGUGUGACUCUGAUUGGUUGAUUGAUUCCAACAUGGUGAGACUCGGAAGUUAACGUCUCACUCAUGAAUUCUUACCAUCGUCACCAUAGUGACCGGCGACCUUGGCGGCAGCGGCGGUUUCCACAUUAUGUUUUGAAACUUUAAAGUUCAUUAUAUAUAUAUACACAUAUAUAUAUAUAGAAAGGUUGUUACCAUAGUAACCAGCAUGCAGGUGUCCAUAGCGUGUAACGUGGGUGGGGGCGGCGGAGGUGGAGGUGGGGUCAGCGAGCACCAGCUGAAGGAGCGGCGUGUGGCGUUGAACACCAGCAAUGCCCCCCCCUGUCAGUCAAAGGUCAGGGCGGAGCCGGCGAACAGGCACACCCUCUUAGGCCACGCCCACAUGAAGGAGGCCCUCGGUCGUCAUAGCAACAUGAAGUACAGGAAUCUUGGGAAAUCUGGCCUGAGAGUGUCCUGCUUAGGGCUGGGAACAUGGGUGACAUUCGGCUCUCAGAUCUCCGAUGAGAUGGCGGAGAGUGUGAUGUCGGUGGCGUACGACAGCGGAGUGAACUUGUUCGACACAGCAGAGGUUUACGCCUCAGGGAGGGCAGAGACGACUCUGGGAAACAUCCUGAAGAAGAAAGGAUGGAGGAGGUCCAGCUACGUGGUGACCACUAAGAUCUACUGGGGAGGACAGGCGGAGACAGAGCGAGGGUUGUCACGGAAACACAUCAUCGAAGGUCUGCGUGGAUCUCUCUCCAGGUUACAGCUGGAUUACGUGGACAUCGUCUUCGCCAACAGGAGUGACAUCAACGCACCGAUGGAGGAAGUCGUUCGUGCGAUGACCUUUGUGAUCGAUCAGGGCCUCGCCAUGUACUGGGGAACGUCACGCUGGAACGCCGUGGAGAUCAUGGAGGCGUACUCUGUGGCCCGGCAGUUUAACCUGGUUCCUCCGGUGUGUGAACAGUCCGAGUAUCAUUACUUCCAGAGAGACAAAGUGGAGCUGCACCUGCCUGAACUUUACCACAAGAUAGCUGCGCUUAUCAUCCGCUCUGGCAGCUUGGAUCGCUUGUGA
This is a messenger RNA of Micropterus salmoides (largemouth bass), 1302 nucleotides long. RefSeq names its product voltage-gated potassium channel subunit beta-3-like. Gene Ontology annotation, molecular function: potassium channel regulator activity; voltage-gated potassium channel activity; transmembrane transporter binding. The record is from RefSeq and is a predicted model, not a curated record. Bases 457 to 1302 code for a protein of 281 amino acids. Gene Ontology annotation, cellular component: voltage-gated potassium channel complex; cytoplasm. Lineage: Eukaryota; Metazoa; Chordata; Actinopteri; Centrarchiformes; Centrarchidae. The transcript has 11 exons. Gene Ontology annotation, biological process: potassium ion transport; regulation of potassium ion transmembrane transport.